Molecule: messenger RNA, 2481 nt
Organism: Budorcas taxicolor (takin)
Lineage: Eukaryota; Metazoa; Chordata; Mammalia; Artiodactyla; Bovidae
Gene: XRCC3
Product: X-ray repair cross complementing 3
Exons: 8
Coding region: 700-1725 (341 amino acids)
Biological process (GO): resolution of mitotic recombination intermediates; telomere maintenance via recombination; double-strand break repair via synthesis-dependent strand annealing
Cellular component (GO): Rad51C-XRCC3 complex; replication fork
Molecular function (GO): four-way junction DNA binding; ATP binding; ATP-dependent DNA damage sensor activity
Source: RefSeq, a predicted model, not a curated record
CGUGGGUGGUCACUGCUGGCUCUCCUGUGUGUCCAGCUGCUCUCGGGAUCAGGUUUUACAUCCAGGCACUUCCCGGCCGAGUCCCUGCACAGGCUUCCCUCCCACGGUCAUUCAGAAUCUGGACCUCCUGCUCCCAGAACUGCCUCUAAGGGCCCGGGGCCACCCCAAGACAGCUGAUGGGUGCUGGGUAGCCAGGCCCUCGCCCCUGACCAGACUGGAUGAGGGGGCGGGUGACCUGUCUCUCGAAGCUUCGGGGAAACCCCAUAGCGUGAGGGCCGGCAGUGUCCGUGCGGAAGGCCAAAUCCACGCCGUGCUGCGCCCCUCGGCGUCGGGAGCCCCCGGGGGGCCCUUCCUGCUGCUGCUGUUGGCCGCUGGGCACGGCCUCAGCCGAGUGGCCACAGCCUGGCACGGCCGCCCUGCUGCCACCCCGCCCACCAUGCAGCCCUGGGCCGGGGGCCAGGGCAAGCUGCAGGCCAGGUGGGCAAGGUGUCCGCUGUCCUUUGUGGGAGCGGCUCAGUGGUCACGGCGGUUCUGACCUCCCGGGCGCCCGCAGGAUCCACCACUCGCCUUCCCCCGCUCUCUCCAGAUCCCCACGGAGACGCACUCGGGGGGGAGCGUACGCCAGGGAGUGAAGCGUGGGCCCAGCACCCGCGCCCCAGAAAGGGCAGUUGCCUGUCUCUGGUUGUCCCUGCUGAAGAAAUGGAUUUGGAUCGGCUCGACCUGAAUCCCAGAAUCAUCGCUGCAGUUAAGAAAGCCAAACUCAGAUCAGUGAAAGAGGUCCUGCAUCUUUCUGGGCCAGAUCUGCAGAGACGGACCCACCUCUCCAGCCCUGACGUGCGGCUCCUCCUGAGGGCGGCUGCCUUGCUCCUGCGGGGACACAGCAUGUGCACAGCGCUGCGCCUGCUCCGGCAGGAGGGGCCGUUCCCCGAGCAGUGCCAGCGCCUGAGCCUGGGCUGCCCCGUGCUGGACGCGCUGCUCCGCGGCGGGCUGCCCCUGGGCGGCAUCACCGAGCUGGCCGGACGCAGCUCGGCUGGGAAGACCCAGCUGGCCUUGCAGCUCUGCCUGGCCGUGCAGCUCCCGCGGUGCCACGGAGGCCUGGGGGCUGGGGCGGUGUAUGUGUGCACAGAGGACGCCUUCCCCAGCCGCCGUCUGCAGCAGCUCAUCGCCCAACAGCAGCGCCUGCGGGCAGACGUCCCGGCGGACGUGAUCUCCAAGAUCAAGUUCGGCCACCAGAUCUUCAUCGAGCACGCGGCCGACGUGGACACCCUGCUGCAGUGCGUGAGCGAGAAGGUGCCCGUGCUGCUGGCAUGGGGCAUGGCCCGCCUGGUGGUCAUCGACUCCGUGGCAGCCCCCUUCCGCUGCGAGUUCGACGGGGCAGCCCUGGCCCUCAGGGCCCAGCGUCUGCUGGCGCUGGGGGCUGAACUGCGGCGGCUGAGCUGCACCUUCCGGAGCCCCGUGCUGUGCGUCAACCAGGUGACGGAGGCCAUAGAGGAGCAGGACUCGGUGGCCGGGCCGCCAGGGACGUCCCCAGCCCUGGGGAUAACCUGGGCCAACCAGCUGCUCGUGAGGCUGCUAGCCGACCGGCAGCCCCCUGAGGAGGUGCCUCUCGCCCCGCCUGGCCGCACCCUCAGGGUGGUCUUUGCCCCCCACCUGCCACCCUCCUCCUGCUCCUACACGAUCACCGCCGAGGGCGUGCGGGGUACGCCUGGGACUGUGUGCAGCUGACCGCGGGGUCCAGGACCCCCCCUUGGGGGUGGGGAGCUGCCCCUGCUGCCGAAGCCGGCUCGGCCCGUCAGCGGAAACCCUCUCUGGGCCCAUGAGGACUCGUCUACAAGGGCAGCCAGUCCAGUGUGCUGCAGUGGCUGGGGCCUCGGCCCUGGCCUUGUUGGGGGCAGGGGGUCCACUCCGGCAGGAACUCCUGCCCAGACGCAGCUCCCCCACCACGGCUGGCGCUUCUGCUUGGAACAUGGUCCUCUGCUCAGCCGGGCCACAACCAUCCGGUUUGGAAGCACGAGGCCCCACAUUCACCGAGGACACGCUGGCCCUGUUCCGGAAGGGCUGAGUCAUCUUCGCCACGCCUCUGCCCACCUCCGCCAGGCAGCCGGCCCAGCGGCUGCGGAUGAACGCACGCCGGGUGAAGGCGCCCACCGCCCCGGGCCCUCCGCAGCACUGGCUCUCUGCUGGGACUCCCUCACCCGACGGCCACCCUCUCACUCCUCUGCUCGCAGGGCCCGACACGGGCCGCCCCUCAGGGUCACAGCUGGGCCACCAGCCCUGGCCAUCAGCACUGUUGUGUGUUUUUCUAGGACAGGACGAUCCAUUUCCAGCUUUCACCAUGUUUUCAAAGUAGCCUGUGACCCUAAAAGGCCGAGUGGCUAGUGUUAAAUACGAAAAGCUGCUUUCAGGGUUGGAGUUUCACAGAAGAGCCUUUCUGCAAAGUACAGGGACUUUACAACAGGAAAUAAAAGUUUUUGUAAUUAA